UAUUGAGCAAGUGGGAAGUAUAUAACAAAUUAACAAAUGAGGAAUACAUAAAAAUACAAAACUUAUAUGGGCAAACAACUAGAGGUGUUACACAAAUAUAUGCAAAAAAUCCAAGAAUGUGAAUUAUUUUAGAGCUUCCUCAUGUUCUCCUCAUUACACAUGGUAAUUAUCAACAUGGUUGAAAUAUAUGUUUAAAAUAUAUUUAAAAGACACUAGGGGCAUCAAGGAUAAAUGGGCCAGGGGCUCAAGACACCCUGUCCCCCCAAACACAUCCCUCUGCACGUGCCUGUUAAAAUAUUAAGAAAGAAACUACACAACGUUCAGCCGUUGACUACAGCGCGGAUUAAAUUCCCCGCAGCACUGAUAGGCUAAGCAAUGUAACGUGAUCCUCUGCAGCAAGUGAUGGACAAGCGGGGCGUGACAUCCUGACUUCACACAGGUGUGUUUUUACGCACAGAACUAUUUGUGAAUCAGGGAAUAAAAACAGAGAAUCGGUUUUCUCACCUGGAGGACAAAUCUAAAAAUAUUUUUCACUUAUUUUUCCUGUGUUGCAGAUCAGCUUAAAACUGAAGAUUGAUGUGGCCCUGAACUCAGCAUCAUGGAUCAGAGUGAGGAGCUGAAAGAAGGAGAAACUAAGAGCAAACAAUCUGACGAAGUGGAACCAGAAUCCUGGGAGACUAUGUCCAAACAUGGUUCUAUUGAUUUUAAAUCAAACCAACCUUCAUCUAGAAAGAGAGCUCAGCACUCGCUGUCCAGCUGUUCAUCUGGACAACUGUCAGAAAAUGACCAACCUUCAUCUCCAAAGAGAGUGAAGCAGAUCUCAGAGGUUCCUAGUGGUCAGUCUCCCCAACAGCAUCCAACAGAACUGGACUCCAUAUUUAAGGAGCUGAAAAAGAAGAUUUUCAUCUUUGCGGAAAGUGAGCUGGAAAAGAUCCAAAUGGUUCUGGGUUCAGAUUACCCAGAAGGCUUAGAUGAGAAUAAGGAGGAGGAUGAAGUUUUGGCAGAUGAAAAUAACCAGCAGAUGAAGAAGAGCAGAGAAGCAUUUGAGAAGAUCACACAGCACUUCCUGAGGAUGAUGAACCAGGAGAAGCUGGCUGACCGUCUUCAAAGCAAAUCAUUUACCAAAAAACUAAAGUCUAACAUGAAGAAAAAGUUCCAGUCUGUGUUUGAAGGAAUCGCAAAAUCAGGAAAUCAAAGCUUUCUAACUGAGAUCUACACAGAGCUCUACAUCACAGAGGGAGGAUCUGAAGAGGUCAAUGAUGAACAUGAGGUCAGGCAGAUUGAAACCAUGUCCUGGAAACCAGAAAGGCCAGAAAGAGCAAUUAGACAUGGAGACAUAUUUAAACCCUCACCUGAAAGAGAAGAACCAAUAAAAACAGUGAUGACAACGGGAGUGGCUGGCAUUGGGAAAACAGUCCUAACACAGAAGUUCACUCUGGACUGGGCAGAAGACCAAACCAACCAAGACAUCCAGUUCAUGUUUCCAUUCACGUUCAGAGAGUUGAAUCUGUUAAAAGAACAGUUCAGCUUGGUGGAGCUUAUUCACCACUUUUUUAGUGAAACCAAAGGAAUCUUCAAAUUUGAAGAGUUAAAGGUUGUGUUCAUCUUUGAUGGUUUGGAUGAGAGUCGACUUUCACUGGACUUCCACAACAAUGAGAUCCUGACAGAUGUAAGAAAGUCCACCUCAGUAGAUGUUCUUCUGACAAACCUCAUCAGAGGGAACCUGCUUCCCAAAGCUCACCUCUGGAUAACCACACGACCUGCAGCAACCAAUCGGAUCCCCACUGAGUUUGUUGGCAUGAUGACAGAGAUCAGAGGAUUCACUGACCCACAGAAAGAUGAGUACUUCACAAAAAGAUUUAGAUAUAAGAAGCAGGCCAGCUUGGUAAUCUCCCAUGUAAAGAAAUCCAGAACCCUCCACAUCAUGUGCCACAUCCCAAUCUUCUGCUGGAUCACUGCUACAGUUGUGGAAGACAUGUUGAACAAGAAAGAUGAAGAGCUGCCAAAGACCCUGACUGAGAUGUACAUCCACUUCCUGGUGGUGCAGAACAAACUGAAGGUCAUCAAGUAUGAUGGAGGAGCUGAGACAGAUUCAAUCUGGAGUCCAGAGAGUCAGAAGAUGAUCGAGUCUCUGGGAAAACUGGCUUUUGAUCAGCUGAUGAAAGGAAACCUGAUUUUCUAUGAAUCAGACUUGGCAGAGUGUGGCAUUGAUAUCAGAGCAGCAUCAACAUACUCAGGAGUUUUCACACAGAUCUUCAGAGAAGAGAGAAGUUUGUACCAGAACAAAGUGUUCUGCUUUGUCCAUCUGAGUGUUCAGGAGUUUCUGGCUGCUCUUCAUGUUCACCUGACCUUCAUUAAAUCAGGAAUCAAUCUGCUGGCAAAAGGUGAAAUGAAAUCCAAGGAAAUGGAAAAAAGAAACCAUGAAUCUCCAGAGACAGAAAUGUACAAGAGUGCUGUGGACAUGGCCCUUGAGAGUCCAGACGGACACCUGGACUUGUUCCUCCGCUUUCUACUUGGUCUUUCACUGGAGACCAAUAAACAUCGCUUAAGAGGCUUUGUGACACAGACAGAAGAAGGUUUAGGAACUAAUAAAGACACAGCCCAGUACAUCAAGGAGAAGAUGAAUAAUGAUCUGUGUGUUGAGAAAAGCAUCAAUCUGUUCCACUGUCUAAGUGAACUAAAUGAUCAGUCUCUAGUGGAGGAAAUCCAACAAUCUCUACGUACAGGAAGUCUUUCAGCACACCAGUUGUCUCCUGCUCAGUGGUCAGCUCUGCACUUCAUCCUACUUUCAUCAGAGAAAGAUCUGGAGACAUUUGACCUGAAGAAAUACUUUGCUUCAGAGGAAGCUCUUCAGAGACUGCUGCCAAUAGUCAACGCCUCCAGCAAAGCUAUACUGAGUGGCUGUGACCUCUCAGAGAGAAGCUGUGAAGCUCUGUCCUCAUUGCUCAGCUCAACAUCCUCUAGUCUCAGAGAUCUGGACCUGAGUAACAACGACCUGACAGAUUCAGGAGUGAAGCUGCUCUGUGAGGGACUGAUGAGUCCUAACUGUGAACUGGAGAUUCUCAGGCUUUCAGGCUGCCUGAUCACAGAGGAAGGCUGUGCUGCUCUGGCUUCAGCUCUGACUGUGAACUCCUCUCACCUGAAGGAACUGGACCUCAGCUACAAUAAUCCAGGAGAGGCAGGAAGGAAAAGUCUAGAACCUGUACUGAAGAAUCCAAGCUUCAAACUGGACUUUCUACACAUGGAGCCUGCAGGAGACAAAUGGAUGACAGCAGGUCUGAGGAAAUAUUCCUGUCCACUAACAGUCGACCUAAACACUGUGAACAGAUUCCUCAAACUUUCUGAGGAAAACAGGAAGGUGACAUGUGUGGAAGAGGAGCAGCCGUAUCCUGAUCAUCCAGACAGAUUUAAUCUCUAUCAGCUGCUGUGUACUGAUGGUCUGACUGGUCGCUGUUACUGGGAGGUUGAGUGGAGUGGAAGAAUCUACAUGUCACUGAGUUACAGGGGAAUCAAUAGAAAAGGAUUCAAUGACGAUUCCUGGUUUGGAUUUAAUGAUAAAUCCUGGAGUCUAAUCUGCUCUGAUGAUGGUUACACUGUUUGGCAUGAUGGUGUAAAAAAAGCUUUCAUCCCUGAUCCCUCCUUCUCCUCUUUCUCUUCUGUUUGUGGCAGAGUAGCUGUGUAUGUGGACUGUCCUGCUGGGACUCUGUCUUUCUACAGAAUCUCUUCAGAUACACUGAUCCACCUCUACACCUUCAACACCAAAUUCACUGAAACUCUUUAUCCUGGAUUUGGGUUCAAGAGUCGUUCAGGAGGGUGUUGGUUCUCAUUUUAGAAAAGUCUUAAGUCCUUUUCAAAACUAAUACAACAUCUAAAGCGCUAUCAAUGGAUUAAAAACAGAAGAAAAUAAUAAAAAAGUCACAUUAAAUAAAACUGUUUUUUAAAAAGAAACAACAUAGUCCUUCAAUCUUAAGUCCAAACAAAAGAGAAAUCUGGAGUCUAUGAUCCACUGAACUAAAGACUCUGUCUUCCUUUGUUUUCAAUUUACCAUAAAGAGUCAUCAGCAGGUCCUGAUCACAGGGAUAUGAGGCUGCAGUGGCCUUCUGAUAUUUAAUGGUGCCUGUCUAUGAAAAACCCUUAAGCCAAUAAAAUAAUUUUAAAUUACACUGUGGAAUAAAAACUGAAGUCAAUGUCACUGCAUCAAUAUUGGAGUCACGUAUAAAAACCUGUAGGAUUUGUCAGAAGCCUGGCAGCAUCAUUUAGUCUGGUAGCAUCAUUUAGUCUGGCAGCAUCAUUUAGUCUGGCAGCAUCAUUUAGUCUGGCAGUAUCAUUUAGUCUGGCAGCAUAAUUUAGUCUGGCAGUAUCAUUUAGUCUGGCAGUAUCAUUUAGUCUGGCAGCAUAAUUUAGUCUGGCAGCAUCAUUUUGUUUACUUUGCAACAAUUUUAGGGAAGGUAUGCUAAGAUACACAGAGUGCACUGAUCUAACCAAAGCCUGGAUAAUCAGUUCUGAGAAUAAAGAUUUCAUUACCAGAUGAUUAAUAGGAAUGAAUCAAAGACUGGAUGUGCAUCCAAAGUAAAGUCAGAAUGUAAGAUUUUGCCCAAAACCUCUCAGUUCUUUGUCAAUAAAUUCUUUUUUAUGCAUUUUUCUGAUGUACAUCUUUGUUCUCUAAGUUUGUGAAAACUGGUUAAGAAGUAGAUUUUCUUAGUUGCUAUUGGUGACUGAAGACAGUGUAACGUAAUCUACUGUCUUACUUGUGUAAUCUACUUGCAUUUUGAGUCAUUUGAACAGAACUAUAUUCUAAUGUUACAGUAAUGACGUUAUGCAUUGUUUCUUUUCUUGUGAUUAGAUUAAUUACCAAUAAGAAGAAUAAAUACUUGAAAUAUACUUCUUGACUAAUAUGUUGUAAGUGUUACACAUAAAUGUUUGGAUAUAAAAGUGAGUUACUGACAUCUUAUUUAUAUUUGCACAACAUUAUUUAUGUAUAUUAUUUUACAUCCUGCCCCAUUAAGGUUGGUGUCAGGAUCUGGGGGUGUUUUUGAAUUAGGUUGUGGAUUUUUGUCAUUUUUGGUGUUCCUUUGACUUUUCUACUUUAGUUUGCCCUGUUUUCCACUUCUGUUCUCCCUAGUUAUUGUAGUUAUAUUUUUCUUGCUUCUGAGUUAUUUUCUGGUGCUCUAGUUUAUCAUAUUUCUAUAAUCUAAGUUGUUCCUUAGUGUUAUAAUUAUUUCCUGUUCCCCUGUAUUCUCUCCCCUAUUUUCCUGUGUCACUUUCUUUUUCCCCCUCCUCAGCCUAGUUCUGUAAUCAGUUAGCUUAUUAGCCCUGGUCCAUUGUUCCCACUAUCAACCUCCCAAUAUUUAAGAUCCUUAUUCUCCAGUUACAACUCACUGGUUCAUCAUGUCAUCUCACCUCCUCCGCUCCUCCCUGGAUCCCUUGUGUUCUCUUUAUGUUUCUGUUUUGGAUUUAUUUUUUGUUUCUUGGACUUGCAUGAACAGCCGCUGCGAUGCGCAUCUCUGGAAUCCACCUGGAAUCCACCGGUGGCCCUUAUGUCAGUCCGCCGAUGCUUUGGGGACAUUUUGAUUCAUUUCAUUGUGACAUGUUUGGUUUUAUACUGCGGUUCUAAUUAUUGCUACAUUUUCUCUGAUGUUUAUUUUGUGAACUCUAA
This is a messenger RNA of Gambusia affinis (western mosquitofish), 5656 nucleotides long. Its product is annotated as NACHT, LRR and PYD domains-containing protein 3-like. The transcript has 11 exons. The coding region runs from base 599 to 3832 and encodes 1077 amino acids. Gene Ontology annotation, molecular function: protein binding. The record is from RefSeq and is a predicted model, not a curated record. Lineage: Eukaryota; Metazoa; Chordata; Actinopteri; Cyprinodontiformes; Poeciliidae.